This is a messenger RNA of Tachyglossus aculeatus (Australian echidna), 3981 nucleotides long. It is a transcript of the gene EML1, whose product is annotated as EMAP like 1. The coding region runs from base 93 to 2588 and encodes 831 amino acids. Gene Ontology annotation, biological process: microtubule cytoskeleton organization. Lineage: Eukaryota; Metazoa; Chordata; Mammalia; Monotremata; Tachyglossidae. The transcript has 23 exons. Gene Ontology annotation, cellular component: mitotic spindle. Gene Ontology annotation, molecular function: microtubule binding. The record is from RefSeq and is a predicted model, not a curated record.
GAGCCUCCGCCCCGGCAACAGCAGCAGCAGCAGCUGCAGCAGCAGCAUCACCAUCACCCCCCCCCCGCACCCCUCCGAGCAGGGAGGCAGCGAUGGAGGACGGAUUUUCCAGCUACAGCAGCCUCUACGACACCUCCUCGCUGCUCCAGUUCUGCAACGAUGACAGCGCUUCAGCAGCAAGUAGCAUGGAGGUUACUGAUCGCAUCGCGUCUCUGGAGCAGCGGGUCCAGAUGCAAGAAGAUGACAUCCAGCUGCUCAAGUCAGCUCUGGCCGAUGUAGUUCGACGUUUGAAUAUUACAGAGGAGCAGCAGGCCAUGUUGAAUAGGAAAGGACCUACCAAAGCAAGACCUCUGGUACAAACACUGCCUUUAAGAACUACUGUUAAUAAUGGAACUGUGUUACCAAAGAAACCCAGUGGCUCUCUGCCUUCCCCCUCAGGGGCCAGGAAAGAAACGAUUUCACCAGCAACUAAAAGGUCUGUGAAUCUUCUCAGUGCAUGCAAACUGAAUAGAUCUGCUCCAAGUACCAUCAAAAGAACAAGCUCAACUGAGCGUGUGUCUCCUGGAGGCCGGAAGGAAAGCUAUGGAGAUUCCAAAGGGAGCCGCAAUCGAACGGGAUCAACUAGCAGUUCUUCUAGUGGGAAAAAGAACAGUGAAAGCAAACCCAAGGAACCUAUGUUCAGUGCAGAGGAAGGAUACGUAAAAAUGUUUCUUCGUGGACGUCCUGUUACUAUGUACAUGCCCAAAGAUCAAGUGGAAACUUACAAUUUGGAAGCAAAAGUAGACCUACCAGCCAAGAGACUUAAAUUGGAAUGGGUUUACGGAUAUCGGGGUCGAGACUGCCGGAACAACCUCUACCUACUCCCGACGGGCGAGACUGUCUACUUCAUUGCAUCAGUGGUUGUGCUGUACAAUGUUGAGGAACAACUUCAGAGACAUUACACUGGCCACAACGACGAUGUAAAGUGCCUGGCUGUUCAUCCUGAUAGAAUCACCAUAGCAACAGGCCAAGUUGCAGGUACAUCGAAGGAUGGAAAACAAUUACCCCCCCACGUACGUAUCUGGGAUUCUGUUACCUUGAAUACGCUACACGUCAUCGGAAUGGGAUUUUUUGACCGUGCUGUCACCUGCAUUGCUUUUUCUAAAUCUAAUGGAGGAAGUAACCUGUGUUCGGUGGACGACUCCAAUGACCAUGUGCUCUCUGUGUGGGAUUGGCAGAAGGAAGAAAAAUUGGCAGAUGUCAAGUGCUCCAAUGAAGCUGUAUUUGCCGCCGAUUUUCACCCCACUGAUACAAAUAUAAUAGUUACCUGUGGAAAAUUGCAUCUCUACUUUUGGACAUUAGAAGGAAACUCACUUAUUAAAAAACAAGGGCUAUUUGAGAAACAAGAGAAGCCAAAGUUUGUCCUCUGUGUGACCUUUUCUGAAAAUGGGGAUACUAUCACUGGAGAUUCAAGUGGAAAUAUCUUGGUUUGGGGAAAAGGUACCAAUAGAAUAAGCUAUGCAGUUCAAGGAGCCCAUGAGGGUGGUAUUUUUGCACUUUGUAUGUUAAGAGAUGGUACCCUGGUGUCAGGAGGAGGAAAAGACAGAAAAUUAAUAUCUUGGAAUGGAAAUUAUCAAAAACUUCAUAAAACUGAGAUUCCAGAGCAGUUUGGGCCAAUCCGGACAGUAGCCGAAGGAAAAGGUGACGUUGUGUUAAUAGGCACUACUAGAAACUUUGUUUUACAAGGCCCGCUGACAGGAGACUUUUAUCCAAUUACCCAGGGUCACACUGAUGAGCUGUGGGGACUAGCCAUUCACUCCUCUAAAACUCAGUUCUUGACAUGUGGAUAUGAUAAACACGUCACUCUCUGGGAUGCUUCCAGUCACUGCCCCAUCUGGAACAAAAUAAUAGAGGAUCCAGCCCAGGCUUCCGGUUUUCAUCCAUCAGGAUCAGUUGUUGCUGUUGGAACCCUCACCGGAAGGUGGUUUGUGUUUGACACAGAAACAAAAGAUCUGGUCACUGUCCACACAGAUGGAAAUGAGCAGCUGUCUGUAAUGCGUUACUCACCAGAUGGAAAUUUUUUGGCCAUCGGUUCACAUGACAACUGUAUCUAUAUCUAUGGUGUAAAUGACAACGGAAGGAAAUACAGUAGAAUUGGCAAAUGUUCAGGUCAUUCCAGCUUUAUUACUCACUUGGACUGGUCUGUUAAUUCACAGUACCUCGUGUCUAAUUCAGGGGACUACGAAAUUCUUUAUUGGGUUCCCUCUGCUUGUAAGCAAGUUGUAAGUGUGGAGACGACUAGAGAUAUUGAGUGGGUGACCUACACGUGUACUUUGGGAUUCCAUGUUUUUGGAGUAUGGCCUGAAGGCUCCGAUGGAACAGAUCUCAAUGCCGUCUGCAGAGCCCACGAGAAAAGACUUCUCGCCACCGGGGAUGAUUUUGGCAAAGUGCAUCUUUUCUCUUAUCCCUGUUCACAGUUUAGGGCUCCAAGCCAUGUGUACGGUGGACACAGUAGUCAUGUAACAAAUGUAGAUUUUCUAUGUGAAGACAGCCAUCUCAUCUCCACAGGUGGAAAAGAUACAAGUAUUAUGCAGUGGCGAGUCAUCUAAAGGGGACUUCAGUGCGAACACAACAUAAUCACGCGAUGACCGUGAGCAGACGUUCUGUAAAAGCUGCAUCUUUAAGAGAUGUAUUUGCAGUUUAGCUUGGUCACUGUGAUUUUUGUUUCGUUUUUGUUUAAAAUUUCUUACAAACCUCAGGAAAAUUUUGCCCUCUGCCGGUUACCUUAGCUUAGCAAUUCAAGAAAUGUCACUUCUGAAAAGCAAUUUCUAUUUUCUCUUUUAUUGUACAAUUAUGAGACAGUUCAAAUCUAAUAUAAAGAUGACUCCAAAGUUUACAGAGCAGUGGUAUGAACAGAAGUAACUGGUGAAUACUUAGCAACUUUUCUAGAAACUCUACUAAAAUGGUCACAGAAUGCCUUUCCAAAAACUGUAUAUAUGUUCUUAAUUCUUUCACCAUCUACACCAUGUAAUCUAUCUAUUUAGAGUAUUUAUGGCAACACUGAGGUACUGAAUUAUGACAGUUAAUGAUUCUUUGACCCAAAAAGGCUAAACCACACCAGAAGAAUUUCAAAUAGCCGAGCAGCAUAUCGACUCAGAAAUGAAGGUAUGGCAUGCAUUAAAUUCUUCCUGUGGGUGGAUUUCUGUUCCUUUUGUAUGCAGCAGAUUCAAUUCCAAAUUGAUUUAAAGACUUCAACAGGAGAUGCCCGUAUUUAACUGGUUCUGGGAUUGCGUGCUGCCCAAACAAAUUAAAACCAACCUUUUCCUAGGCAAACGAAGAAUUUCUGACUAUGUUUGAGUUAUCAACCACCCUUGUGCCCAUAAAUGGUUGACAUUUAGCUGCCAUAAUCUGUAUAUUAAUCGGCAUGAAACGGUAUUGUAUUUGUAUAGGAUUUUAGCGAUUCAUAAUAAAUAGGUAAGGCUAGACUUUACUUUUUUAUGCUUAUGGAUACUGUAUAUUUGUAUUUUAAGACCAAGAAGGCCAAGUCAAAAGGAUAUCUUUUAAGUGUACCAUAAACCUGCAGAGGGAAAAGGAAGUCUUGAAAGCCUACAUGAAAUAUUAAUGUGCAACUUCUGGUCCCUGUCUCUUGUGCAUGGAUGGAUAUUUAUAGUAUGAAAUAAGGUUGUGUUUUGCUAUGAAGUCAUAAUGGAGGUGGCAUAAAAUGGUUCAGAAGGCCUUAUCAAUUUUGAUCAUGUGCUACAGAUUGAAAUGUAUUGUUUACAUUGGGGAAUGUAUCUAAGAUUUUAAAAUAGAGGAAUAAACAGACACUUAAAAGCUACUAUUAAAGUUUUUGCUUGUAAUGGACAAGUAAAUGUGUUGAAUUCUCUGAACUCUACAACACUGGUUGUUUAGAGUGAUUAAUUAAAUGACACAGAAUAAAUAAAAGUUUGAAACAUUUUCUAUUACAUCUCCAACCUGCUAUGUUGAAAGUGCAGGUCACCA